UCCUUGUAAGGUAUUGAUAUUUACCUGUACUCAGCCUGUAGUAGGUGUGUAUCGUCUAUUGUAGUAUAAGGAUAAACACAUUGAUUUUUAUUUCAUUCAUUUCAGAACACAUUUCUGCAACCAAAAUGAAGAUGUUGAAACAGAUUAUAGUUGGGAUUUGUAGUGCAAGUUUUCUGAUGGUCAUUAUUGGAUUUGCAACACCAGGAUGGCUGAUCUUUAAUGUUGAUAUGCCAAAAAUGCAGGAGCUAGAGAUGAAGAACCAGCCUGUUUGGAUGCAGAAACAAUAUGAGGAAAGAGUAGCCCUUAUGAAAAAGGAUCCAAACAUUCCUGAUUUGCAAGAUUUAAAAGUUACAUUUGGACCAUUUUUUAUGCGAUACUGCAUCACGAUGAAGUUUGGAACAAUUUCUAAUGAUAUAUGUGUAAUGUUAUCAUCAGGCAACGCCAUAGAAUUGGUGGAAACUCUGAUGAGAAAUAAUUCUGCAGGCACAUCAGUUAUGCAAAUGAUGGAUGAACUACACAAAAACGGAAUCGAUAUAUCAGUAGAAUCACUGAUAAAUAUGUGUAUAGCUGUUAUUGUUGUGUGCUCACUAACUUUGAUACAGUCAUUUGUCUCCUUGGUUUUAACCUUAGUGUAUAGUUGUAAGCGGUAUCCACGAAAAAGACUUGGAGUUGUUGGGAGUAUCUCUUUAAUUAUGUCGGGUACAAUCACCUUCCUCUUUGUAAUCAUAUAUUUAAUAAUGAAUGGACAGUACACGAAUGUUAGUAGUGCGCAACAUCUUGAAGACGCUUUGGAUUUAGGAUUUCCUUAUUCACCUGUGUUAUGUAUGUUAGGAUCUAUCAUGUAUUUUGUUUGUGCCGGUAUACUUAUUUAUUUGACAAAGAAUUCAAAAGGACAAUAUAAUUAUGAGAUGAUGGUUAUUGAUACGUCAACAGGUGGUAGUACGUAUAUUGCAAAGACAUGAAUUGUUAAAGUUUUUUUUUACUUUUGUAAUUUCUUUAAGUUCUUUUAUCAAACAUAUUAACUCAUAUUAUAUGUGAACGAAGAAAUAAGAAUCUAACUAUACCCAUUCUGCUUGUGAUCGUGAUAUUGUUGAUACCAACGGUCAAACAAAAGUUAGAGAUAUUAGAAAACCAGAAAUGAUUUUAAGAAUUAUUUGAAAAGAAAAAAAAGAGUACAAAUGCAGAAUAUGAAAAUAAAUGUCGUUUUUAAAAAAAUAUAUAUUUUAUGAGCAACAUACUUUUGUUUAUUAAUUGUUUCAAAGAAAAUACAGUAUACUGAUUUAUAUCAUGAUAAAUAUACAUAUUGUACAAAGAAUUAUAAUUUUAAGGGGAAUCUUCAUAUUAUUUAGAAAAAAAUAGUCUUAUUUAGACAGGUUAACAUAAUAAUCAAAGAACCAUAAGCUUCGAUUGAAAUCAAAAUGACUGUCAUUUUGUUUGAUUGAAAAAUAUACAAAAGUGUUAUAUUUAAAAAUUAUUUCGCAUUCAGCUGUCAGUUCUCAUUUUGGUUCAAUUUGUUAAAAUACGCUCAAGUCAUUACAAACGUAUUAUUUGCUUGUAAUAUUUCAACCUGGUAUUACUGCAAUCUUUUAUUUGACCCUGGGUUACGUAUGUGCUAUAGUGUGUGAUACCAUUGUGUAUGUAAAUUCGAUACCACAGGUCAUUUAAACCAACUUGAUGAAAAUUCAACUGUAGAAAUCAGAA
This is a messenger RNA of Mytilus trossulus (common blue mussel), 1701 nucleotides long. RefSeq lists its product as uncharacterized. The record is from RefSeq and is a predicted model, not a curated record. The transcript is spliced from 6 exons. The coding region runs from base 126 to 962 and encodes 278 amino acids. Lineage: Eukaryota; Metazoa; Mollusca; Bivalvia; Mytilida; Mytilidae.